UUCGGGGAUCACGGCCAGGCAAAAAUGUCCAACUGACAGAAAAUGAGAUUCGCGGUCUAUGCCUGAAGUCCCGAGAAAUUUUCCUCAGCCAGCCGAUUCUGCUAGAGUUGGAGGCGCCCUUGAAAAUUUGCGGUGAUAUUCAUGGGCAGUACUAUGACCUGCUAAGGCUGUUUGAGUAUGGAGGUUUUCCACCAGAGAGCAACUAUUUAUUUCUUGGGGACUACGUUGACAGAGGGAAACAGUCGCUGGAAACGAUCUGUCUUCUGCUAGCGUACAAAAUCAAAUACCCAGAGAACUUCUUCCUGUUGAGAGGGAACCACGAGUGCGCCAGUAUAAACAGAAUAUAUGGGUUUUACGAUGAAUGCAAGAGACGCUACAACAUCAAGCUCUGGAAGACGUUCACCGACUGUUUCAACUGCUUACCUGUGGCAGCUAUCAUUGAUGAGAAAAUAUUCUGCUGUCACGGAGGCUUGAGUCCGGACCUGCAGUCGAUGGAGCAGAUUCGGCGGAUCAUGCGGCCGACGGACGUGCCGGACCAGGGCCUGCUCUGCGACCUGCUCUGGUCCGAUCCCGACAAGGAGGUGAUGGGCUGGGGAGAGAACGAUCGCGGCGUGUCUUUCACGUUCGGCGCCGAAGUUGUGGCGAAGUUCCUGCACAAGCACGACCUGGACUUGAUAUGCAGAGCGCAUCAGGUGGUGGAAGAUGGCUACGAGUUCUUCGCAAAGAGGCAGCUAGUUACGCUCUUCUCGGCACCAAACUACUGUGGGGAGUUUGACAACGCCGGUGCGAUGAUGACGGUGGACGACACGCUCAUGUGCUCGUUCCAGAUCUUGAAGCCGGCAGAUAAGAAGAAGUUCCCGUAUGGAGGCCUCAACGCAGGGCGACCGGUGACACCACCAAGAAACCAACAAGCUGGAAAAGAGAAAAAUAAAAAGAAAUAAACCACCCCGUGUGGCUACCUUCCUCGAGUAGGGGAUGAUAAUAAUAAAUAUAGUUGUAAAGAACCUACGAUAGCAGCUGACAUUGCUCACAGGGUACAGGGCAAGCACUGCUGGUGUCGUAGCGGGACGAUUGCUGAUCGUUACCGUCUCGGCGCUCGUGUCUGACGCACGUUCCGAACGCAGCCGGAACUUUUAUUCGGAUAGGUGUGAGUUUGAGCAACAGGAGGUUAGGCAGUCCAUAACAGGAUGCCGGGCUGCCCUGCUCGGCGAUGGUGGGGGUUUCACAACACUACGGUCGAAGCGGAAAUGCCAGGUUCGAUACUAUUUUCGAUGCGGUUUGAUGUCGUAGGCAGUAGCCGUAGCUUAUCUGUACAGCGCUUGCACUGUUGACGUAGAGUAAGUACCCUGUGCUGCUUGGAUGGCUAGCUUUGUACAUUUAUGUACCGCACCUGUAUGAUAUUCGUACAAAUUCUCGAGCGUUGUCGAUUUGUUCUGUGUUCGCUGUAUCUGAACUCUGACCGACGUGUGUAUAAAAAGGAUGUAGACACACGUCAUAUUAAGUAGGUAUACCGGCUUAUCGUUGAUGUCUGUAUGGAGGGAAGGCUACACGGCCAACUGUUUGUCUGUUUAAUCGUGGCGCAUGUCAGCUUUAGCGGGACGAAUGCAGUGGCCAGUUUCUCAUCCUGGUUGGGGUUGAAAUACUCCUCCGUGGUGCAAUUGCUGUGCCAGUUUUAUGUGACCUGGAGUUCUAAUGGCACGGGUCAAGCGUGGAAAAUCCUACAUGGAUUCAAUGUCAAGCUGCAUGAAAUCAUGGGACAGAAACUUGUGCAGUAGACAAGUAAAUAGCUGGACAAGCAUCCCUUCUAGCCCCGUAUAUCGCAUUGCAUCAUGAAAUUGCAUCGCAUCGCAUAAAAAAACCACCAACGUUUGUAAUGGGAUGGUUUCUCCAAUCUCCAUUCUCGUCAUUACUUGUUGGUGUAGUUUGUCUGUAAAUAUUUUAUUGCAUUUAAUUGUGUUAAGAAUCCCGUAUAUUUAGUUGUAGUCCAGAUCAAGGUAGUCCGUGUUAAACUUGCUUCAGAGAGGUGGUGUGUUUCACCGCAGUGAAAUAAAUCCCUUACAAAUUAAUUAAGAGAAACUGAAACCAUUGUUUGCGCGCUAUUUUGUAUCCAAUCGACUCCCAAUUAGAAGCUCGUGAAAAUUCAGUGAGUUCGUCCAGUCGUUACUGUGAGGUCGUGCGAAGGGUCUACCAUCCUGGUCCCACCCGCAUGUAUGAUGAAGGUUCGUGGUCUGACUAGGGUGAGCGCGGCGGUAACUCGGCGGUUGCUGCGGGCGUGGCGGGAUGGUGCUUGCUACUGCAGUGCUGGCACUACCGUGGUCACGCAAGGUGGGCUGCUACAUGUCGUAAUGUGUGGCUGUGUCACCUGCGGUGGUGGAUUGGUGUUAGGCAGAGCAGCGGCUACAUCGGCCAGCGUGCAUGCCAACCCUGCCUGCCGUCGUCCGUUAUCAUCGCCAUGACGAUAGUUGGCGCAGAAAUUCGUGUGAUUGCAUUACCGCACGAUUCUUACAUUUAAGAGAUAUGAGAUAACAUUGGCAGUGAAAUCACGAUGGACGGUGUUUAUGUUGUUCAAUGAGCAGUUGAAUGUUGUAUUAUUAUUAUUAUUAUUAUUAUUGCAAAUGAGUUAUGCUUCUGCUGUAUCCUAGCCCUGACGGCAAACUAUCCGUUGAGCUCUCAGCAGGCAAGACUCAAUCUUGCGGUGUCAAAGUUUCACCGCGCAACUUCACAGGGACUCUGGAAUGGAUAGACGGCUGUCACAGUAAGCUACUGGUAGCAGUGUGGAGUAGCUGUCGUGGUAUCCAUGUUCCUAACCGACUCUCUCACCACGAAUCCCCUCGUUCACAACAGUAGGUGUGUUAGUUUGCUGUAAAUGCAUUGUACAGUCGCUUUUACAGCUCGUCAGCUUUACAGGAAAUGGCAAGUUGAAGAGAGGUGAUGCCACAGGCCAGGCAUAUAUAAGAUCACAUUGGAUGUCUUGUUUGUAUACAGUAGUCCUUUAAUGUACGUAUACUUUACUUUCAGACAUUGUCUCUGUGUAGAUGUGCUGGUGGUGAUAUUAUUUUGGAAGGGGUCCAGUAGAAGCAUCAGCUGCCAGCAUGCUGGAGAGUAUGACGCAUUGAGGAUGACCAACCAUAUUAUAUCGCCAUCCGCGGAGUAGGCGAUCUGUUAUUGCAGUUCCACAUAAGCAGGAUUCGUGCGGUGUGGUGUGUAGGCGAGGAAACCCUGGGAUUACAGGAUGCACACGUUUGUAUUGUGAGCAGCAGGAGCUCUUUCUCGCAGUGUUCGAUAAGUUGUGAAGCUUUCCAAAAAGUGAUGUAAGGAGGCGACACGUUGAAUGUCAAUUGUCGGGAGGCGACACGUUGAAUGUCAAUUGUCGGGAGGCGACACGUUGAAUGUCAAUUGUCGGGAGGCGACACGUUGAAUGUCAAUUGUCGCGUUUGAUCCGCAGUUGAAUUGCUCAUUGGGGAUUUUCCUGAAAUGUUGAAUGCUGAUUCGCUCACGAAUUUGAUCCCUAUCUACUGUGCCGUCACGAGACUGUCGAGUGAAGGAACGCUGGGUGUGUCUUGCGAUCGGUGGCCGCAGUAGGCAGAUCAGUCACGCAACUGUUGGUUAUACUUGUGUUGAGAAUGUGAAGUAAGCUGUGCUGUCGUGCGGCUGUUAGGCAGGAUCGGGUGCUGCCGUGCAACUAUUGGGAGUAUGAAGUUACUGUGCACUUGGCGGAUUGGUUGUAAAAUUAGCAAGCGUUUAAUACAAUCUCAUUGUCAACUCAGAUUACUGAACGAUCUGGGCUGGUAGAGUGGCAUCAGACUUCGACAGUCUAGACCCGAUCUGGUUGAUUGCUUGCUUUGGUCUCUUGAGAGCAAGGAAACGUUUUAGCGUGUUUCGUUGGCUGCAGAUUAUAUCAGAAUUUGAGAGAAAUGAGAGAGCGAGAGAGAGACUUGGUUGACAACCCACGUGUGGUCGAUCGCCCCCCGUCUGGUAAGUUUCGUAAGAUACUGCAACAGGUGUCAACGUCCAACGUAUCAUUUUACCAUGUAAAAAAUAUUCAAUAAAAAUCUGUCUUGGUUA
Molecule: messenger RNA, 4065 nt
Organism: Priapulus caudatus
Lineage: Eukaryota; Metazoa; Priapulida; Priapulimorpha; Priapulimorphida; Priapulidae
Product: serine/threonine-protein phosphatase alpha-2 isoform
Cellular component (GO): cytoplasm; nucleus
Molecular function (GO): protein serine/threonine phosphatase activity
Source: RefSeq, a predicted model, not a curated record